AUGGCGCCAAUGGUUGGCAAGCCCCACAGCUACACCACCAAUCAUCCCCUGACCUCCAUCUCCCCUCGGCCCCUUGCUGUUCCGCUGCCUCGGAGGAUUCAGCCUCUCUUCUCGCCCGCUCAGCAUCCAACACCUGGAGUUCCUCAUCUGUUUACUCCGGCUCAAACAGGUUUAAAUGAGACAACGAACCACCGAGCUGUUCUCUUCUCCCUCACUUUACUGUGUUACCUUUUCAUUUUGCUUGCAAAUGUUACUCUUAUUGUCAUCAUCAUCUUGGAUAAAAACCUGCAUGAACCAAUGUAUAUUCUAUUGUGUGUGAACUGCAUGAAUGGGCUUUAUGGGACAGCAGGUUUCUACCCCAAGUUCCUCUGGGAUCUGCUUUCUCCUGUUCAUGUUAUCUCUUAUGCUGGAUGCCAUGUUCAGGCUCUGGUAAUGUAUUCAUUUGCCUGCAGUGAUCUGUCUAUUCUUGCAGUCAUGGCGUAUGACAGAUAUGCGGCUAUAUGUCGACCCCUAGUCUACCACCGUAUCAUGUCAAAGCAAAGACUGUUAACGUUAGUGUGUUUCUCCUGGUCAGCACCUUUUUGCAUGCUGGGCAUAAAUGUUAUUCUGGCAUCUAGAUUAACGUUAUGCAGCCCAUUUAUCGCCAGACUUUUUUGUGUGAACUGGAUGAUUGUUAAACUUGCUUGUUUCCCAGCUGAUACUAUGGUUAAUGGUAUUGUUGCAUACAUUACAAUAUUCAUUUAUGUCUUCCAUGGAUUAUUUAUAGUUUGGUCUUAUAUGUAUCUCAUCAAAACAUGUGUGAAUUCAAUAGAGAACAGGAGGAAGUUCAUGCAAACAUGUGUGCCACAUUUAACCUCCUUACUCACCUUCCUUGUAACAAUAGUUUUUGAUCUCAUGAACAUGCGAUUUGGUUCAAAAGAUUUACCUCAGACUGUUCAAAACUUUAUUGAAAUACAAUUUCUUGUCAUACCCCCCAUUAUAAAUCCUCUCAUUUAUGGUUUCAAAUUGACAAAGAUUCGGAACAGAUUUCUGCAUGGAGCUUGGAAGGUUGAUGUCAACAGUGACACUGGCUCGCCACCAGGUCUGGCAAGCACAGUCCCCCUUGUCGGAAGCAUGUCGUCGCACCCUCUGCACCCUUCCAGUGGUUCCAGGUCUUGUUCCAGAUCCUUGGGCCUGCUGCUCAGCAGGCACUGGAUCACAGUGCACAGGCAGAUCAGGCAAGGCAGAGGUUUGUUGGUCUGCAGCGGGGCCCAGGUCCUGUUCCAGGAGGCAGGGGUCCCUUGCCUUCCGGACACAGCCACUACUAUCCACCUGCUUGCCCAGGUGGACAGCCUUGAGUCUCUCACAAUACGGGGCACUAUGAUCAGCACCUCCGUGCUUCUUCCUGGCCAACCUUUCAGGUGCCAAGAACACCGGCCCCAGUGA
This is a messenger RNA of Epinephelus fuscoguttatus (brown-marbled grouper), 1425 nucleotides long. RefSeq names its product olfactory receptor 142-like. The record is from RefSeq and is a predicted model, not a curated record. Lineage: Eukaryota; Metazoa; Chordata; Actinopteri; Perciformes; Serranidae. The coding region runs from base 1 to 1425 and encodes 474 amino acids. The transcript is spliced from 4 exons. Gene Ontology annotation, biological process: G protein-coupled receptor signaling pathway. Gene Ontology annotation, cellular component: membrane. Gene Ontology annotation, molecular function: G protein-coupled receptor activity; olfactory receptor activity.